AUGCGCCCCACAACUAAGCUUCUUAGAGCGAUGGCGGCGUACUCUUCAAAAGUUUCUCUCAACGAAGUGGUUAUAGCAUCAGCAGUGAGAACGCCAAUGGGAUCCUUUAGGGGCAGCUUAGCACCUCUUUCAGCUUCGGAACUGGGGGCAGUAGCAAUUAAAGGCGCCGUUGAGAGAGCUGGCAUUCCCAAAGAAGAAAUUAAAGAGGUUUACAUUGGAAAUGUAUGCCCAGCAAACAUGGGCCAGGCUCCUGCUAGACAAGCUGUAAUUUUUGCUGGAUUACCUAAAAGUACUAUCUGCACAACAGUAAACAAAGUAUGUGCUUCAGGCAUGAAAUCCAUAAUGUUGGCAGCGCAGGGUUUGCAAACAGGAGCACAAGACGUAAUACUAGCUGGAGGAAUGGAAUCUAUGUCAAAUGUGCCUUACUAUUUGAAAAGAGGUGAAACUGCAUAUGGUGGCAUACAGUUAGUGGACGGUAUAGUUUUUGAUGGCUUGACUGAUGUUUAUAAUAAAUUUCACAUGGGCAAUUGUGCUGAAAAUACAGCAAAAAAAUUGAACAUUUCUAGACAGCAACAGGAUGAUUAUGCGAUAUCUAGCUAUAAGAGAAGUGCUGCAGCUUAUGAAGCUAAAGCUUUCGCUGAUGAAUUAGUACCUGUGCCAGUACCACAGAAAAGGGGUGCCCCACCACUUAUGUUCUCAGAGGAUGAGGAAUACAAGAGAGUUAACUUUGAAAAGUUCACAAAAUUGGCUACUGUUUUCCAAAAAGAUAAUGGAACCGUUACAGCUGGUAAUGCCUCUACUUUGAAUGAUGGUGCUGCUGCCAUGAUUCUGAUGACUGCUGAAGCUGCUCAAAGACUAGGAGUUACACCCAUUGCUAGGGUUGUCGGAUUUGCUGAUGGUGAAUGCGAUCCAAUUGAUUUCCCUAUUGCACCAGCUAUUGCUAUUCCAAAACUUCUUCAGCAAACAGGUGUCAAAAAAGAUGAUAUAGCAUUGUGGGAGAUCAAUGAAGCCUUUAGUGUUGUUGCUGUUGCUAACCAGAAAAUUUUGGAAAUUGAUCCUGCCAAGAUUAAUGUUCAUGGUGGAGCCGUAAGCCUAGGUCAUCCAAUUGGAAUGUCCGGAGCAAGAAUUGUUAUCCAUUUAUGCCAUGCUCUUAAGAAAGGAGAAAAGGGUGUAGCUUCUAUUUGUAAUGGGGGAGGUGGUGCCUCGUCUAUCAUGAUUGAAAAAUUAGAGCAGGAUGCACAUAGACCACCAGUUUUAACAUUUUACACUAAAGACCCAUGUAGCCUGUGUGAUGUAGUCAUGGAAGAAUUAGAACCCUACAAAGAUAAACUUAUAAUAAGAAAAGUAGACAUCACUGAAAAGAAAAAUUUAAGAUGGCUACGAUUGUACAGGCAUGACAUACCUGUAUUAUUUCUUAAUGGCCAAUUUUUAUGUAUGCAUAAAUUGGACAAAGAUUUACUGGAGAAGAGAUUACAAAAUAUUAAAGGUGAACCGUAA
This is a messenger RNA of Arctia plantaginis, 1497 nucleotides long. NCBI's taxonomy places the organism in Eukaryota, Metazoa, Arthropoda, Insecta, Lepidoptera, Erebidae. The record is from the annotation of a GenBank genome assembly.